This is a messenger RNA of Nycticebus coucang (slow loris), 11715 nucleotides long. RefSeq names its product PDZ domain containing 2 (gene PDZD2). The transcript has 25 exons. The record is from RefSeq and is a predicted model, not a curated record. Gene Ontology annotation, molecular function: protein binding. Lineage: Eukaryota; Metazoa; Chordata; Mammalia; Primates; Lorisidae. Bases 638 to 9151 code for a protein of 2837 amino acids.
CGCCGCGCCGCGCCGCCAGGAGCAGACUCCAGCGCCGGUGCGUGCCGGCCCCGGUCGCCGGGACGCGGUGGGGCGGCGGCCGCUAGCUCCCGACGGGGCCGCAGGCCGAGCCGAAGGCGCCGGGAUUGCGCCUCCCGCGGCUGCUGCCGAAACGAGGCGCAGCAGCUCCGGCAGGCGCGGCGGUGGCACCCGCGGUGGCUGCGGUGGCGGCAGCUGCACGGGGACCCGCCGGGCGGCGUCUGAAUUCGGACGCGGGAGGAGCAGCAGGAGCCUCCGCCAAGCUACGAGCAGGUGUGAAUGAGCCUGGAGAGGACACACUGCCACAGCUGGAGGAAUCCCCCAUUUCCAUGUCAUUUGCGUGGGCCCUGCUGUGAAAUGAACCCAGCAAGGACUCUUUGGACUCCUCUUCCUUCCCUUGCCGAGCACCCCAGAGCCAUUAUUCCACGGUUGUUCUAACUGGGUCCUGUCCUCCUCUUACCAAGGCAAACAGCCCAGUCCAGUAGGUGUUCCUGCCGGCCUGAACAUGAACACGGGCAAAGCUGGUGACAGUCGGGGUUCCCCAGGGACGUGGGGCCCCAUGGGGUCCAGGCCGCAAGAGCAGGAGUUCUCAUGAUGCGGGUGUCCGGAAGUGAGCACCAUGCCCAUCACACAGGACAAUGCCGUGCUGCACCUGCCCCUGCUCUACCAGUGGCUGCAGAACAGCCUGCAGGAGGGGGGGGAUGGGCCAGAGCAGCGGCUGUGCCAGGCGGCCAUUCAGAAGCUGCGGGAGUACAUCCAGCUGAACUUCGCUGUGGACGAGAGUGCCGCCCCGCCAGACCACAGCGCCCCCGAAAUGGAAAUCUGUACUGUAUACCUCACCAAGGAGCUAGGGGAUACAGACACUGUGGGCCUUAGUUUUGGGAACAUCCCUGUUUUCGGGGAUUAUGGUGAAAAGCGCCGAGGAGGCAAGAAGCGGAAAACCCUGCAGGGCCCUGUGCUGGACGUGGGCUGCAUCUGGGUGACGGAGCUGAGGAAGAACAGCCCGGCAGGGAAGAGCGGCAAGGUCCGACUGAGAGAUGAGAUCCUCUCCCUGAAUGGGCAGCUGAUGGUCGGAGUUGAUGUCAGCGGGGCCAGUUACCUGGCUGAGCAGUGCUGGAAUGGCGGCUUCAUCUACCUGAUCAUGCUGCGUCGCUUUAAGCAGAAAGCCCAUUCUACUUAUAAUGGCAACAGUAGCAACAGCUCUGAACCAGGAGAGACCCCUACCUUGGAGCUGGGUGACCAAACUGCAAAAAAGGGGAGAAGAUCAAGAAAGUUUGUGGUCAUUUCCAGGUCCCCUUCCAACAAGGCCCCUGAAGACUUCAAGAGCAGUGCUGGCACUGAGCUUACCAGUGACCACAGCACAGAGCUGGAAAAUGGCCCAGACCCUGAACUUGGAAAUGGGCAUGCCUUUCAGCUAGAAAAUGGACCCCAUCUAGAGAGGUCAGAACUGGCCAGAGGGACAGAGCAUGGAGUUCCAAAGACAGAUGCUCCCCUGACCACAAGCAACGACAAACGCCGCUUCUCCAAAGCUGGGAAGACGGACUUCCAAUCAAGUGAUUGCCUGACACGGGAGGAAGUUGGCCGGAUAUGGAAGAUGGAGCUGCUCAAAGAAUCGGAUGGGCUGGGAAUUCAGGUUAGUGGAGGCCGAGGAUCAAAGCGCUCACCUCACGCUAUCGUUGUCACUCAAGUGAAGGAAGGAGGUGCCGCUCACAGGGAUGGCAGACUGUCCUUAGGAGAUGAGCUGCUGGUGAUCAAUGGUCACUUACUGGUCGGGCUCUCCCACGAGGAAGCUGUGGCCAUUCUUCGCUCAGCUACUGGAAUGGUACAGCUGGUGGUGGCCAGCAAGGAAAGCUCUGCAGAGGAACUCCUCAGGUUAACAUCUAAGAGUUUGCCUGAUCUGACCAGCUCCAUGGAGGACGUGUCUUCUUGGACUGACAACGAGGACCAGGAGGCUGACGGAGAAGAGGACGAAGCAACCGGCUCGUCUUCCAUCCAGGGAGCAAUGCCAGGGACAGAGGACCCCCAAGAUCUCCGCGGCACUGAGGACUCCAAGGAGAACGUGGAAAGUCCCAAACAGGGCAGCAAUAAAACAAAGCCCAAGAGUCGUCUUUCGGGAGGUGUUCACCGCCUAGAGUCUGUUGAAGAAUAUAACGAGCUGAUGGUGCGGAAUGGGGACCCUAGGAUCCGUAUGUUGGAGGUCUCCCGAGAUGGCCGGAAGCACUCCCUCCCCCAGCUGCUGGAUUCCUCCAGAUCAGCACAGGAAUACCACAUUGUGAAGAAGUCUACCCGCUCCUUAAGCACCACUCAGGUGGAAUCUCCUUGGCGGCUCAUUCGACCAUCCGUUAUCUCGAUCAUUGGCCUGUACAAGGAAAAAGGCAAGGGCCUUGGCUUUAGCAUUGCUGGAGGUCGAGACUGCAUUCGGGGACAGAUGGGAAUUUUUGUCAAGACCAUUUUCCCAAAUGGAUCAGCUGCCGAGGAUGGAAGACUUAAAGAAGGAGAUGAAAUCCUAGAUGUAAAUGGAAUACCAAUAAAGGGCUUGACGUUUCAAGAAGCCAUUCAUACCUUUAAGCAAAUCCGGAGUGGAUUAUUUGUCUUAACGGUACGCACCAAGUUACUGAGUCCCAGCCUCACGCCCUGCUCAACACCCACACACAUGAGCAGAUCCAGCUCCCCCAACUUCAACAUCAGCAGGGGAGCAUCCCUGGGAGGCUCCGAGGACGGCAGUUCUUCAUCUCUGGGCCGGAAGACCCCUGGGCCCAAGGACAGGAUUGUCAUGGAAGUGACACUCAACAAAGAGCCCAGAGUUGGACUGGGCAUUGGUGCUUGCUGCCUGGCCCUAGAAAACAGUCCUCCGGGCAUCUACAUUCACAGCCUCGCCCCAGGAUCGGUGGCCAAGAUGGAGAGCAACCUCAGCCGCGGAGAUCAAAUCCUCGAAGUGAACUCCAUCAACGUGCGCCAUGCUGCUUUAAGCAAAGUCCAUGCCAUCUUGAGCAAAUGCCCCCCAGGACCCGUUCGCCUUGUCAUCGGCCGGCACCCUAAUCCAAAGGUUUCCGAGCAGGAAAUGGAUGAAGUGAUAGCACGCAGCACUUACCAGGACAGCAAAGAGGCCAGUUCCUCUCCUGCCUUAGGUACCCCUUUGAAGAGUCCCUCUCUUACAAAAAAGGACUCCCUCAUUUCUGAAUCUGAACUCUCCCAGUACUUUGCCCACGAUGUCCCAGGCCCCUUGUCAGACUUCAUGGUGGCUGGCUCUGAGGAUGAGGACCACCCAGGAAGUGGCUGCAGCACAUCAGAGGAUGGCGGCCGACCCCCCGGCCCUUCCAGUAAGCAGGGGAGCCCUCGAGGGCCCUGGGCUCUGCAUUCCACUCACAAGGAGCCAGGAAAAGCCAGGGCCAACAGUCUUGUGACUCUAGGAAGCCAGCGGGCCUCUGGGCUCUUACACAAGCAGGUGACAGUGGCCAGACAAGCCAGUCUCCCUGGAAGCCCGCAGGUCCUCCGAAACCCUCUCCUCCGUCAGAGAAGGGUGGGCUAUGACGCCAAUGAUGCCAGUGAUGAGGAAGAAUUUGAUGGAGAUGGAGACUGCAUUUCACUCCCAGGGGCCCUUCCAGUCCCCAGCAGAUCUCUCACAGAGGACAAUUCUAGGCAUAUCUUAACCUCUUCCAAGGUCAUGGAUGUCAGCAACCAAGCGGAACAACCCCGGAAAACACUGGUCAGCAAAGCCUGCUCAGCGCCUCUCCUCGGCAGCUCAGUGGACCUAGAGGAGAGGGCCCCAGAGGAUAUCCUGGGCACUUCUUCCCAUGCAGCCAACCUGCUAGACUCUGCAGAGACUCCCAAGGGAGGUGCUGGUGGCCCUUGGAAGAAGGAGCUGUCAGGAUCAAGUAGUUCACCCAAACUGGAAUACAAAAUCCAUGAGGACACCCAGAGUCCGAGUCUGAUGAGCACAGACAGCCCCGGUUCCCCCCAGCAGAAGAGUGAGGGCCUGGGGUCCAGACACCGACCAGUGGCUAGGGUCAGCCCCCACUGCAAGAGAUCCGAAGCCAGGCCCAGCAGCUCUGGGACAGUGAACCUGAGCAGCAGAGCCAGUGAACCAUGCAGUCUAGACUUGAAAGUCCAGGCCACUUCCAUCAAAGUAACCAUCCCUAGUUUUCAGCCAGGUGGAACCAUGGAGAAGGAGUCUCUGGGAAAGCUGACCAUCCCAGAUGCUCGUGUCCCAACCAACUGUGGAUCAGCCAAUGCUCUGUCCCACUCAGACGCCAGCCACCUCACAGAGAACCUGCCCAAAGUUGCACCAGAUCAGGGGCAGGGGCAAGGGCAACAACCUGUCACAGGACUGGACAGCUCCCCAGACCUCACCCCUCCCCAAGGGAAGAUGGGGGCCGCACACCCUGACCCCAGCAAGACCUCAGUAGGUGCAGAGCACGUCGGUGGCCCCCAGAACCCCGGUCAGCCUGUGGCCCCCGUGGGCUCUAAACCCAAGGGCAGAUCACUAGUCAGACUGGCCCUCGAGGGCAGCUUGUCCCCAGGGGAGAAGACAGCAGCUCCUCCUGACUGCAGCAAGAGUGGGGCUGCUCCAGCAGCCAGCUGGGCCCCCAGCACCAGGAGCGCAGCUGCUCUCGGGGCAGCAGAACCCGGGGCAGAGGGAGUGACACCAUCUAGUGCUACCCUAUCAGGAGACAGCCUCACAUCCCAGGAGAAGAGACAGGGAGCUUCUGGUAACCACAGCGAGGCUGUGAAAAUGGGAACCCAUGCACCUGAGAACCCCCAGGAGUCUGCUCUGCUGGAGGGGACAGAUUCUGUGUCCUCAAGGGCACUGCAGGCCAGCCUCUCACUGCCACAAUCUACUGACAUGACCGAAGAAGUGUGUGGCAGUGUCACAGGGCAUUGCUGCCCAGCAGGGAGUAGAGAGAGCCCUGUGACAGACAUCGACAGACUCGUCAGGGAGCUGGAUAUGUCUGAGGCAAGGGCUCCAUCUUCCCAGAAAGAAGAGCGUGGGAAUCCGGAGGGCAGUUCUCAGGGCUGCCUGCCUGCCGAGCCCCUCGAGGUCAUGGGGGGCCAGACACCCUCCCCAAGGAGGGCCCAGGCUGCAGGUCCACUCCCUCACCCUCAGUGGGCCUCCCAGCCUUCAGUUUUGGACUCAAUUAAUCCUGACAAACACUUUACUGUGAACAAAAACUUUUUGAGCAAUUACUCUAGAAAUUUCAGCAGUUUUCACGAAGACAGCACCUCCCUAUCCGGCCUGGGUGACAGUACAGAGCCAUCUCUCUCUUCCAUGUAUGGUGAUGCCGAGGACUCGUCUUCUGACCCUGAGUCGCUCACUGAAGCCCCACGCUCUUCCGCCAGAGACAGCUGGUCACCUCCUCAUUCCCGUGGCUCUUCUCACAAACAAGAUGCUAUGGAGUCUGAGGAGGAGCAAAUAGAAAUCUGUUCCACGAAUGGCUGCCCCAAUCCACACGUGAGUCCUGCUCACCCUCCCACCCAGGCUGCUCCCUGCCCUGCCUCAGCCAAGGUUCUGCCACUGAAACACAGUGCUCUGAGCGAGCUGGUAGAGAGUCCAUGCGAGAGAGCCACCUUCUUGCCCGGAACCUCAAGCACUACAGUCCCAAACUCUUCCCCACCAUUUUUACUCUCAGAUGUAAGCUCUCAGGAGCACGACACUCAUAUGGAUGUAAGCAUUUCACAGAACCACAGGCCCCAGGCCUUGUGCGCAGCAGGAAUUGUGGACAUCACCAGCGCUAGCUCAGCUGUGGAAAACACUUGGCCUUCUAACAUUGCCACGCACUUCCACAACCCCCUGCUCACUCUCAGCUCCCCUAACAUGGUAAAUGGUUUGGAACAUGACAUACUAAAUGGCAAAACCCUAAAUAAACAAGAAACUUACAAUGAUGCAACCAUCCACCCAUCCUCCUUAGGUACGAAUGUCUCCAAGAUAGGAGAAUCUGCUUUGGCAAACCUGCACAUCUCUGAAAGCCAAGACCUACAGAAGCCAAAAGUGGUCACCAGGAGGCCCAUCAUGGCCUGGUUUAAAGAAAUAAAUAAAAGUAACCAAGGUAUGCACGUGCAGAGCAAAGCUGAGAAGGAGCAGACCAUGACACCAGCCACGAGUCCUGACUGCAAAAAUCAGCUGUGGAGCUCAAGCCACAUGAAGGGGGUCCCUGUGCUGCACAGCCCUCCGCAGCCAAAAAUGAACCUGGAAAAUAAAGACCUGUCUAAGAAAAGUCCGGUGGAAACACUUCUGAGUAACUGCCAGAAACCCAAGUGCGGCCCUAAGCUGAAGAGACUUAGCAUCAAGAGCAAAGGCAGAGUCAGCUUCGAGGCCCCUGCCGCCAGCAUGGGGAGGACUACAGGGGUGGACCACAGGAAGCCCCUCACUUCACCCCAGGCCUCCCACAAGAUGCUCUUUAAGGGAGCAUCACAGCUGCUCCACUUGGCCGGCCACAAGGAAGCCCAUACAAACGCCACAGCCAGCCCCCAGUCUUCUCCCAGGGGUGUGCUGGAGAGCAAGCCAGCUCUGGCUGCCUCUGGGUCACUGAAGCCCUCAGCGUCAGACACCAGCAUCAGGACUUUCACUUCACCCCUGACCUCCUCCAAGACUCUUCCUGAACCAGGUGCCUGCGAUAGGUCCCACACGGCUGUCCACUCCGAGCCCGACAGAGGAUGCCCACCUGCCCCCAGAUGUCCCAAGUGUGAACCUGAGGGUAAGGCGCCCUGCACCAACUCAGGGCCAGUGAGCCCUGCAACUCCCAGAAGCGUGUCCACAGCAGGGAACAGGCAGAGCGAGCCUCACUCCACCAGCCACGCUAUGUCAGCAGCAUCAGAAGUGGCCCAGCCCAGGCUGCCUGGCGAAAAGGGAAGCAGCACAGUUGCUAGCGAUCCCCUAGAAAGAACAAACAAGCUGACCAUAGUAGAGAUUGCUUCUGAAAGAAUGCCAAAGAAUGCAUGUGGUAACAAGCCAGCUGAAAGUGACAGGUGGGGAGGGGCCUUGGCCCAGAACAACUGGCAGGAGAAGAGUGAAUUCAGACUCUGUCAGCAAUCAGUGGAAUCAUCCCCAAACCAUCCGUCCUCCCUCACAUCUCCUGCCUUCCAGGUGGAACCAGAAAUGCACCAACCAUUCAGCAUGGCGAAACUGGCCGCCGCCUCCUCCCCCCAGCUGCUUGCUAAAAAGGGAGAUUCCUCCCAGGGAAAAGCAAGCCAGAUGGCAGCCUCCCUAGGGGUACCCAAGAACUGCACACCCGUGGAGGAGGACCACCCAUACUUUAUACCAAGGCCAGCAACCAGGACCUACUCCAUGCCAACCCAGUUCUUAAGCCAUUUUGGACGGGAGGGUCAGUCCCCACACAACCCGGGUCGCUCUUUUCGGGAUAGCCAAAAUCCUGUGACAGGUGGUGGUCUCCCUGAGGCAAAGGCUCCCAAAGGUGGUAUUGUUGGCCUGGUUAAUGGACAGGGUGUAUGUAGUGUAAAGCCCCUGCAGGAAACAUCGAGGAUCCUUCCAGCAACAGAUGAAGGGGAUACCGUUUCAGUUCAGGAGCCGAGCUGCCUAGUCACAGACAAAAUCAAAGUCACCAGAAGACAUUACUGCUAUGAGCAGAACUGGCCUCAUGAAUCUACCUCAUUUUUCUCUGUGAAGCAGCGGAUCAAGUCUUUUGAGAAUCUGGCCCAUUCUGACAGGCCUGCAGCCAAGUCUGGGGCUUCCCCUUUCUUGUCGGUGAGCUCCAAGCCUCCUGUUGGGCGACGGUCUUCCGGCAGCAUUGCUUCACGCAGCCUCGGCAACCAUGGGGACGCAGCGGCAAGGUCACUGAGACGCAGCUUAAGUUCCUGCAGUGAAAGCCAAAGUGAAACCAGCGCCCUUCUCCCUCAGAUGACCAAGUCCCCAUCCACCGUGACACUGACCACCUCCCAACAGAAUCCACCAGAGACCAAUAGCAAGGAUCCUGGAUCCAACCAAAAGAAAUUCCUUGGUACUUCAGGAAUCCCUACCCCAACAGUAACCCCAGCCUCUCUUGCCAAGAGGAACAAGUCCUCAGUGCGCCAUGCCCAGCCCUCACCUGUGUCUCGCUCCAAGCUCCAGGAACUGAGAGCCUUGAGCAUGCCCGACCUUGACAAGCUGUGCAGUGAGGACUACUCAGCAGGGCCUGGUGCUGUGCUCUUCAAAACCGAGCUGGAGAUCAUCCCCAGGAGGUCUUCUGGCUCCCUGGCUGGAGGCCUUUUAUGUCCUGAGAAGGGUGGGAAUAAGGUCUGUGCUGCAGGAAGCAGCCCUAAAACCAGUGAGCCUGGGACACCCAGUUCAGCCAAUAAUAUGGGCAAAAAUGCCCAGGAUCUACUUUCUGGAAAAAGCUGGUCAGUUAAUUUGGAUCAACUUCUAGUCUCGGCGGGGGAACAGCAAAGAUUACAGUCUGUUUUAUCGUCAGUAGGAUCAAAAUCUACUGUCCUGACUCUCAUUCAGGAGGCAAAAGCACAAUCAGAGCAUAAAGAAGAUGUUUGCUUCAUAGUGCUGACUAGAAAAGGCGGCUCAGGUCUGGGAUUCAGUGUGGCAGGAGGGGCAGACGCAGAGCCCAAAUCAGUCAUGGUCCACAGGGUGUUUUCUCAGGGGGCGGCUUCUCAGGAAGGGACCAUGAGCCAAGGAGAUUUCCUUCUGUCAGUCAAUGGCGCCUCACUGGCUGGCUUAGCCCAGGGAGAUGUCCAGAAGGUUCUACACCAGGCACAGCUGCACAAAGAUGCCCUCGUGGUCAUCAGGAAAGGGACUGAUCAGCCCAGGCCCUCUGCCAGGCAGGAGCCUCCCACAGCCAAUGGGAAGGGCCUACUGUCCAGAAAGAUCAUCCCCCUGGAGCCCGGCAUUGGGAGAAGCAUGGCUGCACGUGAUACCCUGUGUGUUGAAGUGCGGAAGACCUCAGCUGGGCUGGGAUUGAGUCUGGACGGGGGAAAAUCAUCUAUGUCUGGAGACGGGCCUCUGCUCAUCAAAAGCGUGUACAAAGGUGGUGCAGCUGAACAAGCUGGAAUAAUAGAAGCUGGAGAUGAAAUUCUUGCUAUUAAUGGGAAACCGUUGGUUGGGCUCAUGCACUUUGAUGCCUGGAAUAUUAUGAAGUCUGUCCCAGAAGGAUCUGUGCAGUUAGUAAUUAGAAAGCAUAGGAAUUCUUCGUGAAUUUUAACAAGGCCUUUUAUCAGUUACCUUCUUACUUUAGCAAAAUAGAACAAAUUCUUUAAAUAAUGAGUUCUUAAAACUAAUAUUGGUAUAGGCAAGGACUAUGAAAAUUUCCAAGCUUAUAUUUAUACAUAUAGUCUGGCCUAUUAUAUGUGCAACAGCAAUGAAGUUGAACUCUGGAAGUCUUCCGCCUGGAUCACUCAAGGGAUUCCUUUUGUUCCAGUGCCUGUCCCCUACCAUUUAUGUUUGCCAAUGGGGAUACAAGAUGUGACAUGCCCUUUUUCAUUUGAAACCUAUACCUUCACAUCCCUCUUGCCAGCUCUCCCAGCUAGACCUAAUCCUAGUGAUUAGGGAACAAAGUCUGAGGAUACCACAAAUGUUACAGCCAAAAGGACUAUAUAGUUUUGUAUGAUUUUGUAAGUAAAUGACAGUGCUUUAAGGCACAUUCAAGGGAAGGAGGAGCUGCAGGUCUAUUAUAUGUUACCCUGAAAACAGAAUGAGACUGAAAAAUUAUGACCUACUUGUUAGGCUGAGCUCAGGAAUUAUCUGAAAAUGAAAAAGCAAAAUACAGAAAGUAAUAUUUUUUGAGUGAGUAUAAUGUAUGAAUGCAGAAUUCAGUGGGUUAUCGCUUAUCAUGACACGCUGAUCAUUUCCUAUCUGUAAAAGUCAUUGGGCUGUUUUACAGAAUAGCAAUUCUAAUAAACUGUAUUAAAUAGCCGUGAGCUUUGCUGCUUAGAAGCAGAAAGUUCCAGAUCUGAAAGCACCUUAUAUCUAGUUUUCAAACUUGUCUUGAAUAAACGCUUGAAUUCAAGACUAGUCAACACAAGAGCAGGCAAAAGUAUCAGUCACUGGGUUUCCAUUUCUAUGUUUCAUGUACUCCAACCAUUAAAUUUUUAGAAAUCAUCUUUUUAAUCAUCCUUGUAUGUAUAAACAUGACAUAUUUACAAUCCAAAUAGAGGAGCUUAAAAUAAUCCUUUUAAGGGACUUUUUGUUUGGUUAUUCUUCCCUUUCCCAACAUGUUUAAGAAAGCUAACAUUUCUGAGUAUUGGAUGUGCAGUGACUGGCGUUUUUGUGGCUCGUUUUCCUGUUUUCCAAAUUCUCACUUUUGCCAAAAAUGUCUUCCUACAGAAGAUUUGUAACUCAUGCUACUUGUGAAACUCACCCUGGCUGCUCCUUCGUUUGAAGCACGAUCAUCUUCUCUUCCUUACAGUGGCCAUUCUGUUCACUGUCAUGAAGUUAUUUUCUUAGAUAAAUCAUAAACCCUCAUCAGCUUUAUCAAAAUGUCAUGAGGAGGAAAAGAGAGAAACAGGGUGAGUGACUUGAGGUAAAGGAGCAGAACUAUGUAGUUACAACCCAACUCUCUAUGAGUUCUGGGAAUACGGGUGAGAUUGCAUCAGUCACACCUGCAUGCAUGAUUACACUAUUUUUUGUUGGAGAUAUUUCUUUAAAUAACCCACAGCUUGGGUCUGUGGCUGUGACCCCCAGAUCAUGGAGGUGCUUGAACCAUCAACCUUUGUAUGUCAUUUUCUGAGUGACCAAUCCCACUAAGCAUUGUGGGAUCAACCUAGUCCUCAGAUGAGACUGAAAUAUCUGGCUUGUCUAAGCCCCUAUUUCUUAUUUUUCAACAGGUUAUACAAAGGAGAAUGUAGUACAAGAGUUAGCUAGAAAGGUCUGCUUGAUUUAGCUUCUACUUUUCACUACAAUUACAGGUAGGAUACUUACUAUAGGAAGUCAGUGCAAGGUGCAUGCUAGUUUUUUUGUCUCUGUGGUCAGUUUCAUGGUUUAUGCUUUUUUGCCUAAAUGACAAGAGACUAUUUGAAGUCAACAACACUGAAAACCAUUGUUUGCCUCUACUCAUACAGUUAUGCCCACUUCUAUGUGGACGGAAAUUUCUAGAGCAGUGUGGAGCAACAGAAUGGUCUCCUUCUGAAAGUCCUUAAUCCUUGUAUCAGGAGUCCAAUGCUAGACCUCUGGCUUACUACACUUGUUAAAGGCAUCAGCCAUUUCCACUAGAUCUUGCCAGAAGGGUUACCUGGCUAACAGUUGAAAUUUAAAGGAAGAAGCAAAAGCUAACCUGUCUUUGACCCUGAGAUAGAAUGCUAUUUGUCUUCAGUGUUCAAGGCAUGACUAGUACUUCUAAUUAGUCUAAUAAAUUCCCACAAUUCCUGAACAGUAACGAUAUUGUCCUACUAAAACUGUCGUUAUUUUUUUCUUUUUAAACCCAGUUAUUCACAAUAAGCUAUGAGGAUAAAUAUGUGUUAUAACAUGUAAAUCAUAGUUGCAAGAAUAUACCAUGAAGAAUGAAGUAGGUUGGGUUUUAUUUCCAUCCUCCCACACACAUCACAUUGAAUUUGAUGGUUAACUCAAUUGGCACCACACCUGUUGUAUAUUAUAUAUUAUUUAUGUAAAAUAAAAUGCCUUAUAUAUUAAAGAGUAAGUGCAAUAAUAUGAAAUAGCCUGUACAUUUUAAAAAAACGUUGUCGCCAAGUUAUGUAAAUCUACAUCUCUGUAAACAACCUUUUUUAAGUAAUUUCAAAAAAAUAAAACACUCUGCUUACUACUUG